CCGAGCGAGUCGAUGAGGCGCGCGAGGCCCGGCGCGAGCUGAAGCCCUUAGCAGCCUGAGCCAGGGAACUCGCCAUCUUCUUCGGCCUGCCUGGGCAGGUUUCCCCCGGAGAGGCAGGCGGGCGACCCGGGACGUGAGUCUGCGCGCCUGGCCUCAUACAGGAUGCUGUAUUCUUUGCUUCUUUGUGAAUGUCUGCUGCUGGUAACUGGUUACACUCAUGAUGACGACUGGAUUGAUCCCACAGACAUGCUUAACUAUGACGCGGCUUCAGGAACAAUGAGAAAAUCCCAGUACGGUACAUCAGAGAAAAAGGAUGUCAGUCCUGACUUGUCGUGUGCUGACGAAGUGUCGGAGUGUUAUCGCAGGCUCGAUUCUUUAACUCAUAAGAUUGAUGAGUGUGAAAAGAAAAAGAGGGAAGACUAUGAAAGUCAAAGCAAUCCUGUUUUCAGAAGAUACUUAAAUAAGAUUUUAAUUGAAGCUGGAAAGCUUGGACUUCCUGAUGAAAACAAAGGCGAUAUGCAUUACGAUGCUGAGAUUAUCCUUAAAAGACAAACCUUACUAGAAAUACAGAAGUUUCUCAAUGGUGAAGACUGGAAACCAGGAGCCUUGGAUGAUGUCCUAAGUGAUAUUUUAAUUAAUUUUAAGUUUCAUGAUUUUGAAACCUGGAAGUGGCGAUUUGAAGAUUUCUUUGGAGUGGAUCCAUAUAGUGUGUUCAUGGUCCUUCUGUGUCUGCUGGGCAUCGUGAUGCUGGUAGCUACCGAGCUGUGGACGUAUGUUCGUUGGUACACCCAGUUGAGACGUCUUUUUUUCAUCAGUUUUCUUGUCAGUUUGGGAUGGAAUUGGAUGUACUUAUAUAAGCUAGCUUUUGCACAGCAUCAAGCCGAAGUUGCCAAGAUGGAGCCAUUAAACAACCUGUGUGCCGAGAAGAUGGAUUGGGUUGGAAGUCUCUGGGAAUGGUGGAGAAGUUCAUGGACCCUUAAGGAUGACUCAUGCCAAAAAUACUAUGAGCUUUUAUUGGUCAACCCUAUUUGGCUGGUCCCACCAACUAAGGCACUGGCAGUUACAUUCACCAACUUUGUAACAGAGCCGUUGAAGCACAUUGGAAAAGGAACUGGUGAAUUUAUUAAAGCGCUCAUGAAGGAGAUUCCAGUACUACUUCAGAUUCCAGUGCUGAUCAUAAUGGCAUUAGCUGUCCUGAGUUUCUGCUAUGGUGCUGGAAAGUCCGUUAAUGUGCUGAGACAUAUAGGUGGUCCUGAGAGAGAACCUCCUCGGGCGCUUCAGCCAGGUGACAGAAGAUGGCACAAGGACAUUGAUUAUAGGCCCCUUGGCGGAGCAGGUGAUGCAGAUUUCUAUUAUAGGGGUCACACCGGCCCCGUUGAGCAAGGCCCUUAUGACAAAACAUAUGAGGGUAGAAGAGAUGUUUUGAGAGAGAGAAAUGUUGGCUUGAGAUUGCAGACUGGCAACAAGAGCCCUGAAGUGCUCCGGGCAUUUGAUUUACCAGACGCAGAGGCACAAGAGCAUCCCGAGGUGGUACCCAGUCGUAAAUCACCUACUUUGGAUACAAAGCCCCAAGAGAUCGGCGGAAUCUCAGAAGAAAGCACACCAAUGGAAAGCAGCACGGAAGGCACCCAGUCUGCUCAGCUCGUCUCUGGCCAGGAGGCGUCAGGGCAUUCAGAAGGUUCCCCUGCAGUGGAAGAGGCCCCGCCCGGAACUAGAGCCGAGAGCAGUCCAGCAAGGACUGCGGCUGGCUCGUGUGGGAAGGAGCCGGCUGGAAGCCCAUGUGGCUAGAGGAACCCAGACAGAGGCGGCAGCUCUGAAGUCAUCUUUGGGUUUUGUAAAGUAUACUCUUUAUUCACUGUUCUCUGUGAAUUCUCUGAUAUUUACUACAAAGGUGCCAACUUAAAUAUUAUUUUUAUGGCAAUCAGAAUUAACACAUGUAUAUAAAAGCUUCUUUCUGAUAUUAAGAUACAUCCCAUAAAUUUUUGAAGUGUUAAUUUUGGAAUAGGGUCUCCUAGACUGUAUUUUAAGAUGAAUGUAUGGCAGGCAUCAUUGAUUCUGGAUAAUUCAGGAGGCCAGUUUGAAUUAAGGGGCAUUGAAAGCGAAAUUUGAUUGUUUACAGGCAUUUAUAGGAAGCAACUAGCCGAAGUGUGUGUUGCCUCGUGAAAGUCCUGUGCUGCCCACUUUGGUUAACAGAAUCCUUUGUUAUUCUGCGCGGAGUUCACAGGUUUCUGAUGUGACAGGUACUCCAAAACGUCAGGGCAGCCCGCGGUAGCUAACUGUGCCCUCUGCGUGCACACGGGCAUCCCACUGCAGCCAGGGCGUGCAUAGGCAGCCUCAGGGACACCUCAGCUCGUCUGUGUAGGCUGCUGAGAUCGUGUACCUUUCUAGUUCCCCCCACAGGCCCUCCUGCCUUGUCACCCCUUUUACUUUACCUUUAGGUAAGACAGAAUCAGAGGUUGCCAGGGGAAUUUAGAUAAUGUAGCUUAUUCAGCUGGUAAUCUCUGACUUACAUGGUCAGUAGACCUGGAGGAUGGCUUUAUCUCCCCCCCUCCCCCAAUGAAGUGCAGAGGCUUUGAAAGACCUAUCUUUGUUGUUGCUUAGAGUCCUAGGAGUUGAGACUGUCGGGUAUUGC
Tupaia belangeri chinensis (Chinese tree shrew) is the source of this 2632-nucleotide messenger RNA. RefSeq names its product chloride channel CLIC like 1 (gene CLCC1). Gene Ontology annotation, cellular component: membrane; endoplasmic reticulum. The record is from RefSeq and is a predicted model, not a curated record. Gene Ontology annotation, molecular function: chloride channel activity. The transcript is spliced from 11 exons. Bases 163 to 1788 code for a protein of 541 amino acids. Lineage: Eukaryota; Metazoa; Chordata; Mammalia; Scandentia; Tupaiidae.